AUGAAAUGGUUCAACAGUUUAGUUUUUACAUUAACAAUUACCUCGGUACUGUCGGGUGCUUAUGGUGCACCUCAACCCGGUAUUUUAGGUGGUAUUGAUGAUGAUAUAAUAAAAGAAGAGCUAGUAAAAAUUCAAAGAACUGUUCCCAAUAUUAAAGAACUAAAUGUUGCAGCAAAGGUAAGUGUUGAUGGAAAAAAUUCCGAAGAAGAUUCCAAAAAAGAUUCGAAAGAAGGUUUCAAGGAAGAUACCAAAGAAGAUUACACUGAAGAUUUCAAAAAAGAUCAUGUCCAACCGGUUUUAAAAAUAACAGAAACGGCUCGUAAAAAUGCCGAAGAAGUGAGUAAUGCUGUACAAGAUAAAUUUAAAAUAUUAAACAAUUUUAAUGCUGGAUCAACGAGUGUGGAGGAAGAUUCUAUAACAAAUUCCAGAAAAGAAGUCGGAAAAGUUAUGGGAACAGAAUCUAACGAUGAUUCCAGAAAAUAUUUCGAAGAAAAUUCUAAACAAAAUUCCAAAGAUGGUACCAGAAAUGAAUCCAGUGAUGAAUCCGAAAGAGAUGCUAGAAAAUAUUCCGAAAAAAAUUACAGCAAAGAUUUCAAAGAGAUCGGAGAAAAUUCUAAGCAAGAGGUUUUCAAAACUACAGGCCCCGUAGAAUCCGGAAACAAUUCGCAACAGGAGGCUAAAGAAAAUACCAGCGAAGAUGUCAAUGGAUAUUCCAAAUUUACCGAAGAAGGAUCUAGAAAAGAUGAUGGGGGCAAUUUGAAAGAAGAUCUUAGCAGAUAUAAAGAAAAUACCAGCGAACAUUUCAAAGACAAUUCCGAAUUUACCGAAAAAGGAUCUGGAAAAGAUGAUGGGGACAAUUUGAAAGAAGAUCUUAGCAGAUAUAAAGAAAAUACCAGCGAACAUUUCAAAGACAAUUCCGAAUUUACCGAAAAAGGAUCUGGAAAAGAUGAUGGGGACAAUUUGAAAGAAGAUCUUAGCAGAUAUAAACAAAAUACCAGCGAACAUUUCAAAGACAAUUCCGAAUUUACCGAAAAAGGAUCUGGAAAAGAUGAUGGGGACAAUUUGAAAGAAGAUCUUAGCAGAUAUAAACAAAAUACCAGCGAACAUUUCAAAGACAAUUCCGAAUUUACCGAAAAAGGAUCUGGAAAAGAUGAUGGGGUUUUCGAAGAAGAAGCCGGAAAAUAUUCCAAAAAAUAUUGUAUAGAAGUGGAUGUUAUUGAAACUGUUGCCAAAGCUUUAUAUACUUUAUUAGAAAAAUUAGAAGACGAAGAGAUGGGUAGUGCUGCAAUCUAA
Molecule: messenger RNA, 1293 nt
Organism: Chrysoperla carnea
Lineage: Eukaryota; Metazoa; Arthropoda; Insecta; Neuroptera; Chrysopidae
Exons: 4
Coding region: 1-1293 (430 amino acids)
Source: RefSeq, a predicted model, not a curated record